Messenger RNA from Closterium sp. Naga37s-1, 1446 nucleotides. Lineage: Eukaryota; Viridiplantae; Streptophyta; Zygnematophyceae; Desmidiales; Closteriaceae. The record is from the annotation of a GenBank genome assembly.
AUGGCGUGCAGCACCGCUCGUACUGCCAACGACGUCGCGCCGCCCACCCCCUCAAAUCGUCCCCAUUCCUCCCUUUUGCCCGCCAUCCUCUCUGCCCCUCUCCCGUCCCCCCCACGCCUCUCCUUUUCGCUCCCCCGAACACCUCCUUCCCGCCCCCACCCAGACCCGCGGUCGCCGUACCCGGUGCGCAAGUCGGCGGAGGCGGGCGGCGGAGUGUGCGAGUACAGCUACCAGGAGGUGCACGCCGCCACGGGCGGGUUCCAGCACGUGGUGGGGCGCGGCGGCUUUGGCGUGGUGUACCACGGGUACCUCGCGGAGCCGCAUGGCGGGCAGGGCGCGGGCGUGUGGGCCGUGGCCGUGAAGCUGAUGAGCGGCGAGCACAUCGCCAACGGCAUCGACAGCUUCAUGACGGAGGUGGCGGUGAUGGCUCGGGUGCAUCAUCCCAACAUCCUGCGCCUGGAGGGGUACGUGGUGGGCGCCACGCCCAUCCUCAUCUACGACUACAUCCCCAAUGGGGACGCCGCCUCCUACCUCGCCAAAGCUCGGAGUGGAGAGGUGCAGUUUGGGUGGAGGGAGAGGCUGAGGGUGGCCUUGGGGUGCGCGGAGGCGCUCACAGCCAUCCACGCCAACGGCUUUGUGCACCGCGACUUCAAGGCGCCCAACGUGCUGCUGCGGGAGGACCUGACACCAGUGGUGGCAGACUUUGGGUUGGCGCGAGCGGUGGACGACUGGAAGACACACGUGGAGACACGCGUGAUGGGGUCCGUGGGCUACAUCGACCCCAUCUACUUCGAAUCAGGCAACCUGAGCAAGAAGUCGGACACGUAUGCGUUUGGGAUAUUCUUUCUGGAGCUCAUCUCGGGCGUGUCUGCCCUUGACGGCAACUUCAAGGAGCUGCGGCGCCUCGUGACGGGCAAUGACUACCCUGAUGCCGCUCUUGUGAUGGACCCACACCUGGCGGGGCAGUGGCACCUCAAGCACGUGCUCGUGGCCUUCACACUCAUCAACCAGUUCUUCCACCCUUCCACCGGCCCUUGCUUCCUCACGCUCAUUUCGCCCCGUUGCAUUGGCCCCGUGUGUGUGUGCGCAGUGUGCUGCUCGGUGUGGUGCCCGUGCGUCAUGGUGGGGCGCAACGCCGAGAUCGUCACCGACGGCUUCACAGACCCGUGCCGCGCGUGCAUGGGGUGGGCGCUCCUCCAGCUCGCCUGCAGCGGCGCCUUCUUCGCUCGAGAUUUCCGCAAGCGGCUGCGCGAGAAGUACAUGCUGCCGCAGCGGCCGUUCAGCGACUUCUGGAUGCACUGCCUGUGCGCGUGCUGCGCCAUCGCGCAGGAGCACCGCGAACUGCGCAACCGCGGAUGGGACCCCGCGCUAGGCUAUGCGGGCAACGUGCGCAAGUUCCAGGCGUGCUCUCCGCCCCCCCAGAUGGAGAUGCUCGCCGACCAGUAG